GGGUAAAGGCGGAAGUGAGGCCCGGGGCCUGCAGACGCACCGGCGGGAGCGGCGCUGCGGGCGUUGCAACCUGCCUACAGGUGGAUCCCAGUGCAGAACCUGCAGCAUCCUUAACUCUCGGCACUCCUGCACUUAGACCACAAUGGCAGGUCGAGGUGGAGCUGCCCGACCGAAUGGACCAGCUGCUGGGAACAAAAUCUGCCAGUUUAAACUUGUUCUCUUGGGCGAGUCAGCAGUGGGGAAGUCCAGCCUGGUCCUGCGCUUUGUGAAGGGGCAGUUCCACGAGUACCAGGAGAGCACAAUUGGAGCUGCCUUCCUAACACAGACAGUGUGUCUGGAUGACACAACGGUGAAGUUUGAGAUCUGGGACACGGCGGGGCAGGAGCGAUACCACAGCCUGGCCCCCAUGUACUACCGGGGGGCUCAGGCAGCCAUCGUGGUCUACGACAUCACCAACACAGACACAUUUGUACGAGCCAAGAACUGGGUGAAAGAGUUGCAGAGGCAGGCUAGCCCCAAUAUUGUAAUUGCACUAGCAGGAAACAAAGCAGACCUUGCUAACAAGAGAGCUGUGGACUUCCAGGAUGCACAGACAUAUGCAGAUGACAACAGCUUGCUGUUCAUGGAGACGUCAGCGAAGACAGCGAUGAAUGUGAAUGAAAUCUUCAUGGCAAUAGCCAAGAAACUGCCAAAAAAUGAACCCCAGAAUGCUCCUGGUGGCCCAGGCAGGAAUCGGGUGGUGGACCUUCAGGAGAGCAGCCAGCCCAGCAGAAGCCAGUGCUGCAGCAACUGAGCAGCUGCUGCGGCCCUGAGCCCCGCAGGACGUGACUGGAACCCACGCUAACGAUCGCACUUACCGUAGGGCGGCUGCUGCCGGCGCCGCCGUGAUUCUCCAUCCCUUUCUGAUCAUAGGCUGGAGGGAGUUCUUCCACCUGCACCUUUCUGUACAAAUACUAAUUCAAUUCUAAGUCUUAAGUCACUUUUUUAAUAUAUGAACUUCUGCUCUUCCCUCUUCCUGGUGGUGGUGGAUGCAGGACCUGGUGUCUGCCCAGCCAGCGUGGCCGUCCCGCAGGUGAGGCCAGCAGCAGCCAGGUCCCACAGCACUGUAGUUCACUAUGGGAAACAAAGGGAUAUUGGGACACGUGUUUAAAGUUCCCUGUCUGUAAGAGCUGAGGCUGAUCCCGUACGAUGCGCCCAGAACAACCACUAAACUGUAGCAUUAGAGACAAACUCUGGCUCUUGGGCCACUUAUUGACCAAAUCAAUGAUGAGUAUUUGGGGUGGGGCAGAGGGAAGCAAAACUGGUUUCUUCUGUAUUUUGUAUUGUAUGUUUCUCCAUGUAACCAAUCAGUAUCUUGUCAAUAUAGUACAUCCAAC
Taeniopygia guttata (zebra finch) is the source of this 1376-nucleotide messenger RNA. RefSeq names its product RAB5C, member RAS oncogene family (gene RAB5C). The record is from RefSeq and is marked provisional. Gene Ontology annotation, molecular function: GTP binding; GTPase activity. Lineage: Eukaryota; Metazoa; Chordata; Aves; Passeriformes; Estrildidae.